CUGUGCAAGCUCGUGCAUCCAGCCCCGCGGUACCACCUGCCAGCCCGUCUCCUCCGACCGCCGACACCAAGGACACCGCCGCUGGCCACCAUCCGCGUUAUUUCAAGAUGAAGAUCGAUACCAGUCUGACUAUGCUCCAGCUCCCAGAGGAACUGUCCCAGGCAGGCCUUCAGUUCUCUGUGGCCACGGAGGAGGAUUUCGAUGAGAUCAUGGCCAUGAGCCAGUACAUCUAUGGUGGCCUUGAUUACCUGCCCACUCGAUACACCGACUGGCUACGGGAGACCAACCGCACAGUAAUACUGGCUCGCAAACAGGGAAAAGUGAUUGCUCUGGAGUCCGUGUGUGUGAUUGAUGAUGGAGAAACUAUGCUGGUGGAAGGUCUACGUGUUGCCCCUCAGGAAAGGGGAAAGGGUGUGGCAGGAGUUCUGCUGCGCUUUUGCAGUGAGCUGGUCAAAUCCAAGUACCCUGAUGUCAAAGUAAGCCGCUUGACCCGUGAUGAUCAGCUUGGACCCAAGGACUUCCAGAAGUAUCGUCUCAUAACCAAGCAGGGUAUUCUGUUAGUACGCUUUAGAGCUGAAGAUCUCAAGCUGCGUCUGUUGGAGCUAGGUCUGGGUGGAGACAUCCAAUCCUCUCUGUCCACCUCCUCCAAUCUUCCUCCAGUGCGUCUCGACCAUACAGCUGUCCACCGGCUGUAUCUGACCACUGACCUGAUGCGGGGAGUCCUUCCUAAUGCCACCAUCAUUCAAGACUGGCAGCCAUUCAAGCUUCUGCCCAGUAACAUGGCUAUCCUACUAAAGAAGGACAUUGACUGGAUGGUGGAUGAUGUGUCCAACCCCACUGUGGCUAGCCUAUGUACCUUCCCUUUUAGGGUGCCCAUUGGAGAUGACUGGUAUUACCUGAACAUUGACAUGUUCGGUAAAGACCUGGACCUGGUUCGGCAGCAGUUCUUGUGCCACCUGCAGCGCCACACUGCCACCCUGAAGGGUCACGUGAUGUGCCAGAUGUUCCUGGACCCACCACUCUGGAAGUCCAUGGCUGAAUUCUGCCACAACACCUUGAGCGUGGAACUGGUGAAGGAGUACACCGAGCAAUGCGUGGUGGAGUCAGACGUUGUCUAGUUACAGAGGGUGGAUGGAAAUGAGUAGAAGAUGAAGGAGCCAGAAAGGAAUGAAGACAAGGGUCUAGACAUCAAGGAAUGGACACAACUCAAUUACACUUAACAGAAAAACACCACCCUCUGUACUGAGGAGAUAGAAACCAAGCAAACUAAGUGUAGUUUCUACAAAACAAAACAACUUCCAAGAGUGCAGUAAGAUUUACCAAUACACAAAUAAAUACAGGGAGUGGACAUAAAACUAUGAAAACAUCACGUAAUCAUCUACAAUAGGUCUAUUACAAAUACAUAAAACAUAAUAAUAAUAAUAUUAAAUUGGUUUUAGAGAUGUUGAUACAACUUUAUAGGUAU
Cyclopterus lumpus (lumpfish) is the source of this 1465-nucleotide messenger RNA. It is a transcript of the gene nat16, whose product is annotated as N-acetyltransferase 16. Lineage: Eukaryota; Metazoa; Chordata; Actinopteri; Perciformes; Cyclopteridae. Gene Ontology annotation, molecular function: acyltransferase activity, transferring groups other than amino-acyl groups. The transcript has 5 exons. The record is from RefSeq and is a predicted model, not a curated record. Bases 108 to 1118 code for a protein of 336 amino acids.